GUAACAAUAGCACAAAGAACUAUGAUUUUUGCGAAAACUGCGAAAACCAAAUGAGGGAAAGGGCAGCCGCACCCUUGUAAAACCCUUUCGAAGGCGGCGAGACAGAGAGGGCAACAGCGAGAACGGGACAGAGCCAGAAUCACCCCUUUGCCCUUUGGACUUUGGCCUCUGUACCGCCUACCUGCUUCGUACCGCCUCGGCUGGCCGCUCGUGUCCGCCAUUUCGACGUGAAUGAGGCGUCGGCGCAGCCUCCGCAUUUUGGGUAUAAAUGCAGGGGGUUCCGACGAGAGGAAAUCAGUUUGCGUUCGACAUCGUCAGCGUGAAGACAUAGCAACAGCUCAGCCAGAUCACCAGUCUAUAUAGUCUACAUAGCGCCCAUCAGUUGGAUUAAACCCAUCGACCGACCACACUCCGCACACCAUGCUAAUGCACGAGAAACUCAUGGCCGGGCAGUUCUUCGAUCUCAAGACUGAUCGCAAGCCCCUGAUGCACCACCACCAGUACCAGCACCACCAGCAGCAACCACUGCAUCACUUGCCGCACAGCCAAUUGCCGGUUCAGGGAUCCUUGGGCCUGCCCAAGAUGGAUCUGUACACGGCCUACGCCUACCAGCAGCAGUUGCUGGGAGCUGCCCUCAGUCAGCAGCAGCAGCAGCAGCAGCAGCAACAUCAGCAGUUGCAGCAGCAGCAGCAGAGCUCCUCUGCUGAGGUGCUGGACCUUUCCCGUCGAUGCGACAGCGUGGAGACGCCCAGGAAGACUCCCUCGCCCUAUCAAACGAGCUACAGCUAUGGCAGUGGUUCCCCCUCAGCCUCGCCCACCAGCAAUCUGCUGUAUGCCGCCCAGAUGCAGCAGCAGCAGCAGCAACACCAGCAGCAGCAGCACCAACAAUUGGCCUCCCUGUAUCCCGCUUUUUACUACAGUAACAUCAAGCAGGAGCAAGCCACGCCCACUGCUGCUCCGCCCAAGGUCACACCAACCGCCAACCUUCUGCAAACCUUCGCUGCCGCCUCUGCUGCGGCCGCCGCUGCUGCUGCCGCCUCCUCGACCAACUCACCAAGGCCCGCCAGCAACGCCAGCACCAUGCAGAUAGAUGUCCUGGACAAUCCGCAGUCCCCGGCUGUUGAGGCCACCACGCCCACCACCUCCAGCAGCGGCGAGGCGGGAAAGAACACACGCCCCUUCAAGGCCUUUCCCCGGGAUCCCUUGGUAAUCGCUGCCAAUUUCGCAGCCACAGACGUCCUUCUGGACAAUCCGCGAGUGGAGCGCUACACGGAAUACCGGAAGCGGGUGCUUGAGCAAAUCCGCAGCUCCAAUGGAGGAUCGCGCACCGUAACCAACCCCAAGAUGCGGAGGACGAACUCGAGAAGUGGAUCCGUCAACGAAGGCAGCUCCUCAAACAACAACAGCGAAAGCGAGGAUCGCGCUGCCGCCGAGGAGUCCAGCGACUGCGAUUCGCAGGCGGGCAACUUCGAGGGCAAGUCCGCCACCAGCAGCUCCAGCAACUUGGCCAACGCUACUGCAGCAAAUGCGGGAAUCAGCUCGGGCAGCCAGGUCAAGGAUGCCGCCUACUACGAGAGGCGUCGCAAGAACAACGCCGCCGCCAAGAAGUCCCGCGACCGCCGCCGCAUCAAGGAGGAUGAGAUCGCCAUCCGGGCCGCUUAUCUGGAGCGCCAGAACAUCGAGCUCUUGUGCCAGAUUGACGCCCUCAAGGCCCAGCUGGCCGCCUUCACCUCCGCCAAAGUAACCACCGCCUAAAGGUCCACUCCUCUCUUGAUGCGUUGAACGCGAGGAUCCGAAUCGUAUGUCCUGUUUUUUGGGUCAGCUUAUCUGUGAAUAGUUUAGGGGGCUCAACUUUCUUUUUUUUACACACUCGCAUUUAAGUACUUUAAGUCCUUGGAGUAUACGUUAUAUUUGGAAAAUGUAUUAGCUGUAAGUGCAUCUCGCAAUCUCACCAGUUAACUAUCAAUGGAAUCAUCUCUAGUUGUAGAAGUCCUAGCUAGCCAUUAGUGUCUAACUCGUAAGUGAAUUUUUUUCAUAGCCCUAAGAAA
Molecule: messenger RNA, 2048 nt
Organism: Drosophila erecta
Lineage: Eukaryota; Metazoa; Arthropoda; Insecta; Diptera; Drosophilidae
Gene: gt
Product: protein giant
Exons: 2
Coding region: 421-1755 (444 amino acids)
Biological process (GO): regulation of transcription by RNA polymerase II
Cellular component (GO): nucleus
Molecular function (GO): RNA polymerase II cis-regulatory region sequence-specific DNA binding; DNA-binding transcription factor activity, RNA polymerase II-specific
Source: RefSeq, a predicted model, not a curated record